AUGGCUUGGGAACAUCUGAGCAUCGACAAGCCGCACUUGGUCUACAUCAUUCUCGGCGGCUUCACCAGUCUGUUCAUGUUAUGUUCGUCCCUCAUUAAAGAAAAACUAUACAUCGGCGAGGCCACCGUCGCCACCAUCUGUGGUAUCAUCUUCGGCCCUCAUGCCGCCAACCUCAUCGACCCCAGCACAUGGGGAAAUGAGGACCGCAUCACUCUGGAGUUUGCCCGUAUCGUUUUGGUCGUUCAAUGUUUCGCUGUAGGUGUCGAACUGCCAAAGUUCUACAUGGAGCGUCAUUGGCGAUCUGUUACCCUUCUCCUCAUUCCCGUCAUGACAUUCGGAUGGCUCAUUACUAGUCUUUUCAUCUGGGCUCUUGUCCCGCCACUCAACUGGCUUGACAGUCUUUGCUGCGCUGCUUGUGUCACUGCUACUGAUCCCGUCCUUGCUUCUUCCGUCGUUGGUAAGGGCAAGUUCGCCCAGAGAGUCCCCAAGCAUUUGAGAGAUUUGCUAUCUGCUGAAUCUGGUUGCAACGACGGCAUGGCCUUUCCGUUCAUUUACCUGGCUAUCUACAUCAUUCGCUACCACCAUCACCCCAACGAAGUUGCUCUCGAAUGGUUCUGCGUUUCAAUUCUGUACGAGUGUGUUUUCGGCGCUAUCUACGGAGUCAUCAUUGGCUACAUUGCUCGCCAUGCUGUCAGAUAUGCACACGAACAUAAUUUGAUUGAUCGUGAAUCUUUCCUGGUCUUCUACUUCGUCUUGGCCCUGUUCUGUGCUGGUUCCGGAUCCAUCUUGGGUGUGGACGAUCUGCUCGUUGGAUUUGCAUGCGGAGUCGGCUUCAGUAACGAUGGUUGGUUCACAGAGAAGACUGAGGAAUCUCAUGUCUCCAACGUUAUCGACUUGCUCAUCAACUUGGCAUUCUUCGUCUACUUCGGCACCAUCAUUCCCUGGGCUCAGUUUGACUCUGAGGUCAUCGGCCUGAGUGCUUGGAGAUUGGUUGUCAUCGCAAUUCUGGUUCUGCUGUUCCGUCGUAUACCUAUCAUGCUUGCACUAAAGCCGAUCAUUCCCGACAUUAAGACAUGGAGAGAAGCGCUGUUCGCCGGACAUUUUGGUCCCAUUGGUGUCGGUGCAAUCUUUGUCGCCAUUCUCGCUAGAGCCGAGCUCGAGACUGAGACCACAACACCACUUGGAGAAUUGCCCGAGCCUGGCUUCGAACAUUUGAAUAUCAUUGAACUCAUUUGGCCCAUCACAACGUUCCUGGUCAUCACUUCGAUUUUGGUUCACGGAUCCUCAAUUGCUGUCUUCACACUCGGAAAGCACAUCAACACUCUCACUCUGACGAUGUCCUACACUCAAGCUAACGACCCAUCAUGGAUGGACCGUCUUCCUCGUAUCCAGUCGCGUUCCAAAACAUCCAUGUCUCAACAGAGACCUGAUGACACGGACGACACGCUCGCAGAGAAGGGAGAGUAUGGCGCUUUUCCUCCAAACUUCCUUCGUCGCCAACGUGAGGAUGAUACUCCUGCACGCCCCCUGAGCAGACGCAGGUCACGAAAGUCUCAAUACGGCGCCGGUGGGCCUAUCAGUGAAUCAGCCAUCAGACCUCAACGCUCCGACAGCGAGAAGCUCGAGGAGUCCACUUCUCGUAGCGAGUCUGAUGCUUCGCCGACUUCUGGAAAUGGCAAGCCACCAUUGGGUCCUGCCAAGCGCGACGAUGAUGAGCCUGACGAAGAAGGUGAGCCUGAAGGUGAAGUCUAUGAAGAGGGUGGCGAGACUGUCUAUGAAGAUGAAGAAGGCAAUGUCCUUGCUGUCAGGAAGACUCACGCAGGCGACACCGACGAACAACGGGAGAAACGUGAAAGAGACGAACUCAAGCAAUUGAUGCACGAUCAGGAUAUUCACCACGGUGUUGCCCGCAGAAAGGACAAUCACACUGAAAGUGAGAAAGGAGACGUGAUGCACGAAUUCAAGAAAGCUGGCGCUGAAGGAAUGCAAGCAAUGGAACACCCUCANAAAGAAUGGCGCAAGAAGAUGGCUCAUCUCGGAGGCCUUCGUAAGAAGGAGGAUCAUGGUGACAAGCCGACUGCCAAGAAGCCUGCACCCAAGCGAGGUCCUGCACGUGCUUACCAAUUUGGUAACACUAUCAUCGUGGAAGAUGAAGACGGUGAGGUUCUGAAGAAGUACGACAUCGAGGCUCCACCCAAGAAAUCGAAGCAGGCAAAGGAAGGAGAACCCGGCGCAUCGGCUGAAGGUCCCAAGCCUGCAGGCCCUACUAGACGUGGUCUCGCUCGCAUGGGAACUGCUUUGAGCAUCACAGGGCGUAAGGCCGAUGAGACGGAGCAAGGUGCCUCCAAUGCCAGGGAGGAGAAGAGAAGGAAGAAGGCUGAGCAGGAGGCGGAGGAUGAUGAGCGCCUGCGUUUCACUGUUGGUGCCGGUGGUCAAAGGAUGAGCAAAGCCGAGUUUGUCAGACAAAUAUCGAGUCUCAACCCCAGGCAGCGUGCUUCGAUUGUUGAGGACAGCGAUCUGCCCGAAGCCAUCAAGAGGGAAGCACGAGAAGGCGCCAANAAGGGCAACGAGGAUGCUAUUCCUCAUCGCCUGCAGUCAAUGCCUGAGAACAGACCUGUCAGAUUGUCCAGCAGAGAUGCUGGGACGAGCCUCAAAGGCGAGUCUCCUGCAGUCACUGGCGAAUCUGACUUGACGGACAACGCCAAGGUCAAGAGAAUGCCGAGUCACGCAGACGCUCCCUCCGGACCCGAAGGCCUGACUCUGGUUGAUUCAAACGACGAAGUUGUACCUUUCCACGAUGUGACCGGUGAUCUUCGCAGAUCAAGCGGUGCUGGCGAGACACCAGCUGAGAAGCGACGCAGAGAAGCACGCGAGCGCGCACAACAAUCACACCGGGAUACCAUCGAAGAGGAUAGUGAAGACGAUGGCACUGCCAGGGUUCCGCCCGCUCGUCCACAAGCAGAGGCUCGCUAUCCGUCUGACGUCGAGACCGAAACAGCCGCUGAACGCCGCCGCAGAGAAGGAGCACUUGCAAGAGGUGUAGAAACCGAUUCGGAAUCUGAUUACUUCAGCCGUCCCCGCGACGUCCGAGUCGCAAGCGGCAGCGCACGCCCUGCCAAAUCUCGCCUAGACUCCGAUACCGAAGGUGAAACAGCUGCAGAGCGCCGACGUAGAGAAGGUGCUCUUGGUAUCACCAUGAGGAGGACGACAGCGAGGACGAAGACAACNGAACCUCGCCAGCCGCCAACCAACAUCAGAUUUGCUGAGCCACAGAGGCCUCAGCAAGCUGCCAACUCUACCACCAGCCGGACCAGUCGUCUGCGCUGGGGCAAGAACAGAAAAGAUUGA
This is a messenger RNA of Aureobasidium musti, 3348 nucleotides long. NCBI's taxonomy places the organism in Eukaryota, Fungi, Ascomycota, Dothideomycetes, Dothideales, Saccotheciaceae. The record is from the annotation of a GenBank genome assembly.